AUGGUUUUCGAGUUGGAAUUACCACGGUCUUCGGUUACACGCGACACCACGGCUUUCGAGGGCAAAUCCGACGAGUGCCAGAAAGCCGCAGACCACUCCGAAAUGCUUUCUAUUUCCGUUCUAGACGUUCCAUCAUUCUCUCAAUCGAAUCAGCCAAAUUCAAGUACCCCCCUAAUUCAAGUGAACCCCUCUAAUAUCAGUUCCAAGAAACGGUUUGACUUUCAAGUUAAACUUGUGCCUAUUUAUAUAAAACACCUCAUCUAUUUAAAGAUUACAAUUACGGAGAAACAUUAA
This is a messenger RNA of Heterotrigona itama, 294 nucleotides long. The record is from the annotation of a GenBank genome assembly. NCBI's taxonomy places the organism in Eukaryota, Metazoa, Arthropoda, Insecta, Hymenoptera, Apidae.